GUGUGCCUGUCCGUUCAGUCACUAACAUCUCAGAUCAGCCCCCUCGCAGGCUGCACCGCAAGACACGUCUGCCAAGUCCUCGCCACUACAACUGACGUGCAGCACGGUGCCAAGACAGGACAUUUACCAACCAGCACACAGCCACCACCACCACCACCAGCGCGCACUGUUGUUCCCUUCUGCUGUAAAAUGCAACAGUCGACUAUUCGGGAUAGAACCAGCGAUCAUUCAUGAGCAGCGUUGCAGCAAAACAAGAACAAACACCGGGGGACAGGAGCGGCGAGCGGCCGGAGAGCCUUGCACCAGUAGUUCCCACUGAAAGGCAGUGAUGUCACGCCAUCACCACCGCUUUGGGGACUACCGGGGACCCUGGGAGCGGAGAGACAUCCGUCCUUCUGGCCUUCACAAUGGAGGAGCCAGUCACAACAGUGCCUCUACUGUCGUCAAUGGCAACAACCGUCCGGGGCUCCUCCCACUCCCUGUCAUCCCCUCUCUCCUCCCCACACCAGUUACAGUUGCUGUGACAACAUCGAGUAGUGACAUUGCAGCCAAGAGGGGCAUCACAGCAGCAGGAUCAGUGACUCCGGUCUCGGCUAAGGUCUCGGGUGUGUCUCCUGUUGACAACCAGAGCCCAGGACUGCUGCUGGCUCCAGGGGUAAGGUGGGGACAGACGCCCAUUAACCAGCUCACACCUUGGGAUACAGAUGAGCCACCUGUCAAGCAGCAUCGAGACGGCGAGCCCAGCGGUCCAAACUGGGCUCCACCAGUAGCCGCUGUUGGCCAGUCCAGCCUCCUGCCCCACACCUACGCCCUCCCCCAGCCGCCCUCCUUUAACCACAGUGUAACCACACAGUCGCCCAUGAGAGGAGUGAACCCAUCCAUCCAGACGUCAGUUCCCCCACAGCACCCUCUCAUGACAGCCCACUUUCAGCUGACAACACAGUCAACCCAGCAGCCUCCCUCUAUGGUUCUGAGCAUGCCCAAUCAGUCUCUUUAUCCCUCUGCUCAGCCCAUUGUCACACCGUCCGCCCUCGCUGCUCAAGCCAACCAGGUGGUUCACCCAAACCCUCACAGUGUGAUCGGCAAUGGCCACAUAACCUCUCACCCUGGCCUCAUCCAGACCCCCACCCUACCUCUGACCAAUGGACAGGCAGCAGCUCAGAUUCCGCCUUCAGCUGCAGAAAACUUUGACUGUCCUAAUGGCCUUCAAAUGCUGCGGACAGUCGGGUCGGGGAAGUAUGAGUUUAGCGACCCGGGACACCCUAAAGAGAUGUUGAAGGAGCUGAACCAGCAGCGCAGAGCGAAAGAGUUUACAGACCUGAAAAUAAUAGUUGAUGGCAAAGAGUUUGAAGUCCACCAAAAUGUUCUAGCUUCCUGCAGCUUGUAUUUCAAGGACCUGGUGAAAAGGUCAUCCAAGGAGACGAGAAGCGGGGAGAUGCUGGAGCUGAACAUGAGCAACAUCAGUGCUGAAGUGCUGGAGCUGCUGCUUGAGUUUGUCUACACGGGAUCAUUGGUCAUCGACUCAGCCAACGCCAAGAUGCUUCUGGAGGCCGCCAACAAGUUCCAGUUCAACACCUUCUGUAAAGUCUGCAUCUCGUUCCUAGAAAAACAACUGACUGCAGCUAACUGUCUGGGAGUGCUGGCGAUGGCUGAAGCCAUGAGUUGUACAGAGCUCCAUAACAUGGCCAAAGCUUUUGCACUGCAGAACUUCCCUGAGGUGGCAGGACAGGAAGAGAUUCUGAGUGUGUCCAAUGAGGGUCUGGUGUCCUACCUGUCCAACGACAGUCUCAACACCAAGGCUGAGGAGCUGGUCUACGAGACGGUCAUCAAAUGGAUCAGACAAGAUCCAGACUCCAGAGUACAAAGUUUAUCAGAGCUUCUGGCGGUGGUGCGUCUUCCCUUCAUCCACCCGUCCUACCUGCUCAAUGUGGUGGAUAACGAGGAGCUGAUCAAAUCAUCAGAGGCAUGUCGGGAUCUGGUCAACGAGGCCAAACGCUAUCAUAUGCUGCCCCAUGCACGGCAGGAGAUGCAGACGCCCAGGACUCGGCCGAGGCUAUCUGCUGGUGUAGCAGAGGUGAUAGUUCUGGUGGGAGGGCGUCAGUCGAUCGGGAUGAACCAGCGCUCCCUGACAGCAGUCACCUGUUUCAACCCCCAGAACAGUAAGUGGUACCCGCUGGCCAGCCUGCCCUUCUACGACCGAGACUUCUUCAGUGUCAUCUCAGCUGGAGACAACAUCUACCUGUCAGGUGGCACAGAGAGUGGUGUGAUGGUGGCUGACGUUUGGUGCUACAUGUCUCUGCUUGAUAACUGGAAUCUGGUGUCCCGGAUGACGGUGGCUCGCAGCAGACACAACAGCCUUGUGUACGACGGAAAACUGUACACCAUCGGAGGACUGGGAGUAUCAGGGAACCUGGACCAUGUGGAGAGGUACGACACAAUCACCAACCAGUGGGAGACGGUCUCUCCUCUUCCUAAGCCGGUCCAUUCAGCAGCAGCCACAGUGUGUGGAGGGAAGGUCUACGUGUUCGGAGGCGUGAACGAGGCUGGCCGCUCUGCAGGUGUCCUCCAGUCCUACGUACCACAGAGCAACACCUGGAGCUUCAUUGAAUCACCUAUGAUAGAUAACAAAUACGCCCCUGCAGUGAGUCUAAACGGUUUGGUAUUCAUCCUGGGAGGAGCCUACGCUCGAGCCACCACCAUCUAUGAUCCAGACAAAGGCAACAUCAAGGCUGGUCCCAACAUGAAUCACUCUCGCCAGUUCUGCAGCGCUGUGGUCAUAGACGGGAAGAUCUUCACUACAGGAGGCAUCGUGAGCAGUGAGGGCCCCGCCCUCGGCAACAUGGAGACCCUUGACCCUUGCACCAACACAUGGACGCCCCUGCAGUCUCUGCCCUGUCCGCUCUUCAGACACGGCUGUGUGGUCAUCAAGAAGUACAUUCAGAGCGGCUGAGAUUGAGCGGGACAUGAACACACUGGGCUUGGUGCCAAACACCACUUGAGCUCUGGUUGUAGGUCAAUGUGUGACGGCAGCUUUGGGCUGGGGCUAGUCGGUCUGUGACCUCUAGACUUGACGCCAGCAUGCAUCCAACCUUUUUCCUGUCCCACUCUACAAAAAGCCCUGUGCAGAAUGUACUCAUGUUCAACUACUCAGCCAUGUCAGGUGACAAUGCCUAAACUCCAGGAAUGUACGUCUCAUGGUAGUAGAUCAUCCUCCAUCCAACAGGCACAGGGACCCUCUCAGUAAACUCCUUUUUGUUUUGUUUUAAAUAAAGUCCUCAUUCAUUUUAUUUGUCUGUCGAAACUCACAAACACCAUAUUUCUGCUCUCUGGUCAAGCGCAGUGAAAUUCAUCGUAAGGUAAGAUUUCGGUCAUGUUUGGAGAAUUACGUUAGACAGGUAAAGGUUUCACAGUCCGAUUGGGAGCAGAGUUUAUCUGGGUGAAUGAAGAGAUUUUAGUAUCAACGUCAGAUGAAGGGAGGCCUGUUUUCCUCUUUAUUGGAGGAUUUGAUAAGUCUCCUCACUAGUUGGGAAGUGAAGUUCCCUCAUGCAAUGUGGAUUUACGAGGUAAUUUAAAAAACAAAAUCUGAGCUCUGUAUUACCCAGUGUCUUUCAACCAAGUAAACCAUGGUUUAAUUACUAAAUAUGGGGAAACUAAAAUCUGGUUCCGGAGGGGUUUAAAGGGAGAUAAAAUCUGUAUUUUCUUCACGUGAUUCAAGCCAGAUUGAGAUUGUGACUGAUCUGCUUUCCUCCCCUCAGUUCACACUGCCUUGCUCUCUGGAACAAAGAUGAAAUGAUUUUGAGAGAGGGAGAAGGGAAUACAUCGACUUCAAGAUGGGCAGUUACUCCAGAAACAAAGCACAAUAACCACCUGUGACUGUUAUACAAGUUCUCUGUUUUAUGUAUGUCAUCACUUUCCCCAAACCGUCUUUUUGGUUUUCAUUGUGACCCAAAAAUUAGUUGGGUUUGUAUUCUGUAAAUAAAGGGAGGCAAAAUGUAUAUUUUAAAACCUGAAGGAAAUUCUGUAAAAUGUUUUUUAAAACCCUAAAGGAUAAUCUGUAUGAAUGUUUUUAGAAAAAAGGUUGAAUUUAAAAUGGUUUGUCUGUAAAUCUGUACUCAAAAAGGAAAAUUUAACAGUUGUUAUUGAAACCUAAUACAAAUACCAGAACAUGAA
Notolabrus celidotus (New Zealand spotty) is the source of this 4170-nucleotide messenger RNA. RefSeq names its product kelch-like protein 29. The record is from RefSeq and is a predicted model, not a curated record. Lineage: Eukaryota; Metazoa; Chordata; Actinopteri; Labriformes; Labridae. Bases 329 to 2950 code for a protein of 873 amino acids. The transcript has 14 exons. Gene Ontology annotation, molecular function: protein binding.